Myotis daubentonii (Daubenton's bat) is the source of this 6895-nucleotide messenger RNA. RefSeq names its product cyclin T1 (gene CCNT1). Gene Ontology annotation, molecular function: cyclin-dependent protein serine/threonine kinase regulator activity. Gene Ontology annotation, biological process: regulation of transcription by RNA polymerase II. Lineage: Eukaryota; Metazoa; Chordata; Mammalia; Chiroptera; Vespertilionidae. The record is from RefSeq and is a predicted model, not a curated record.
GGAAGUUCGUCACGGCGCAGUUGCCUCUGCACAGCGGAUGUGUGUCGCCGCUCAAGUGACGCUGGGAAGCGCUUGCAGCCUUCGCCGCUGCCUUCUGGUUGGAGCACUAUGGAGGAAGAGAGAAAGAACAACAAACGGUGGUAUUUUACUCGAGAACAGCUGGAAAAUAGCCCAUCCCGUCGCUUUGGGCUGGACCCAGAUAAAGAACUUUCUUAUCGUCAGCAGGCGGCCAAUCUGCUCCAGGACAUGGGGCAACGUCUUUAUGUCUCACAAUUGACGAUCAACACUGCUAUAGUAUACAUGCAUCGAUUCUACAUGAUUCAGUCCUUCACACAGUUCCAUCGAUACACUGUGGCUCCAGCGGCCUUAUUUCUAGCAGCUAAAGUAGAGGAGCAGCCAAAAAAAUUGGAACACGUCAUCAAGGUAGCACAUGCUUGUCUCCAUCCACAGGAGUCACUUCCUGAUACCAGGAGUGAGGCUUACCUGCAACAAGUUCAAGAUCUGGUGAUAUUAGAAAGCAUAAUUCUGCAGACUUUAGGCUUUGAACUAACAAUUGAUCACCCACAUACACAUGUGGUAAAGUGCACUCAACUUGUUCGAGCAAGCAAGGACUUAGCACAGACUUCUUACUUCAUGGCAACCAACAGCCUGCAUUUGACCACAUUUAGCCUGCAGUACACACCUCCUGUAGUGGCCUGUGUCUGCAUUCAUCUGGCUUGCAAGUGGUCCAACUGGGAGAUCCCAGUCUCAACUGAUGGGAAGCACUGGUGGGAGUAUGUUGACGCCACUGUGACCUUGGAACUUUUAGAUGAACUGACACAUGAAUUUCUACAGAUUCUGGAGAAAACCCCCAACAGGCUCAAACGAAUUCGGAAUUGGAGGGCAUGCCCAGCUGCCACGAAAACAAAAGCAGCAGACCGAGGAGCAGAGGCAAACACUUCAGAGCAGACAAUCCUCAAUAUGAUUUCCCAAAGCUCUUCAGACACAACUAUUGCAGGUUUAAUGAGCAUGUCAACUUCUACCACAAGUUCAGUGCCUUCCCUUCCAACCACUGAAGAGUCAUCCAGCAACAUAAGCAGUGUGGAUAUAUUGCAGGGCGAGCGUUGGCUGUCCUCCCAACCUUCUUUUAAACUAGAACCUGCUCAGGGUCAUCGGACUAGUGAGAAUGUAGCACUUAUAGGAGCUGAUCAUUCCUUGCAACAGGAUAGUUCAAAUGCAUUUAUUUCCCAGAAGCAGAACAGUAAGAGUGUGCCAUCAGCUAAAGUAUCACUGAAAGAAUACCGUGCAAAGCAUGCAGAAGAGUUAGCUGCCCAGAAGAGGCAACUGGAGAACAUGGAGGCCAAUGUGAAGUCACAGUAUGCAUAUGCUGCUCAAAAUCUCCUGUCUCAACAUGAUAGCCAUUCUUCAGUCAUUCUGAAAAUGCCCAUAGAGGGCUCAGAAAAUCCUGAGCGGCCUUUUUUGGAAAAGGCUGACAAAACAGCUCUCAAAAUGAGAAUUCCAGUGGCAAGUGGAGAUAAAGCUGCCUCUUCGAAACCAGAGGAGAUAAAAAUGCGCAUUAAAGUCCAUGCAGCAUCUGACAAGCACAAUUCUGUGGAUGAUAGUAUCACAAAAAGCCGAGAGCACAAAGAAAAGCACAAGACUCAUCCAUCUAAUCAUCAUCAUCAUCAUAAUCACCACUCACACAAGCACUCUCACUCACAGCUUCCAGCUGGUACUGGGAACAAACGGCCAGGUGAUCCUAAACAUAGUAGCCAGGCAAGCUCCUUAGCACACAAAGCCUAUAGCUUGUCUAGUUCUUUCUCCUCUUCCAGUUCUGCUCGUAAAAGGGGUCCCCCUGAAGAGAUUGGAGGGGCAGUGUUUGAUCAUCCAGCCAAGAUUGCCAAGAGUACUAAAUCCUCUUCCAUAAAUUUCUCCUUCCCUCCUCUUCCUGCAAUGGCCCAGUUGCCUGGGCAUAGCUCAGACACAAGCGGCCUUCAUUUUUCACAGCCUAGCUGUAAAACUCGAGUUCCUCAUAUGAAACUGGAUAAAGGCCCUGCUGGGGCCAAUGGUCACAACACAACCCAGACAAUAGACUAUCAAGAUACUGUGAAUAUGCUUCAUUCCCUUCUCAGUGCCCAGGGUGUUCAGCCCACUCCUCCCCCUGCAUUUGAAUUUGUUCAUUCUUAUGGUGAAUAUCUGAAUCCACGGGCUGGUGGAGUGUCCUCCAGAUCCGGCAAUACGGACAAGCCCCGACUACCACCUCUACCUUCAGAACCUCCUCCACCACUUCCACCCCUUCCUAAGUGAAAAAGAAAAGAGAAGAAAAACUUUAAAAAUGCAUUUUUUUGUUUUUGGGUUUUUUUAAAACUACUGAUUCUGAACUAAGAAAAUUACUUCCCUAAUGAAAUAUGUCUCCCUUCUUGGACUAGGGAAUAAACUAAUAUUGAGACAUAAGUGGGAGGAUGGUAGAGGGCCUUGGUUAUUAUAUCUGCUGCCUCAGAAAUGUAACUAUUUUAUAGUUUUUAUUGGUAUUAGAAAAGUGAGAAUAUGUUGAAGCUGUGAAAGAAAAAUAAUACUUUCUCUAUUCUUGGCCUCUCCACCUCUUAAUUAGGUUAAUUAGAGUUGAUAUCUUCCCUCUUCUUGCCAGGACUGAAAUAUGGAGGGUUUGUUAUAUCAAACAGUUGUGGAUCUUUUUGGUGUUUAAUAUGUCAGAAGAGAGGAAGUAUUUAAACGUCAAAAUCUUUUAAGAGACUUUAAAAAAAUAAUUUAAAGAAAGUAAGUUAUCUGUUUAGUUUUUCUUUUUUAUAUGUAUAAUUGGGAAGGGGAUAGGGAUUUUGCUGUGUGUAUGGAAUACAUAGCAAUGAAUCCUAGGGGUGGGAUUGGAGGGGGAGGGUGUGAAGGGGGGUGGGGAGGGUAGGCUUUUUUUGGCCAUGAGUUCUGAGAUAGACUUUGGCCACUUGAAGUGUUGAGAUCUGUAAGUGUGUAUGCAAGUGUGGGUAUGUAUGUUUUUAAGUGUGUGUGUUUAAAUAUCAUGUUUUCUAUUUUCCCUCCCUAUCCCUCACCAUUUUCACUUCCCAAUAGUCUACUAGAGAGAAUACGGUGUGGCCUUUAGAACAUAAAGGAAGAGGCAUGUAUUUGACAUGAUAUUUAACCCCUUUCUUUAUGUUGUCAUUGAGUGGUAGCCUUCUAAAUUCAAGUUUGGGCGAGUGCAGCCAAUGGCCUGAUUUUGGAUUCCAUUAUAAAAACUUCCUUUUAACCCCCUUUUCUUUUGAUUCAGAACAAAGAUGGGGUUGAGGAAGAAGGUUUGGAGAGCAAAGCUGGCUUCUGCUGUACAGAAUUGGGUGUGUCUUUUUUCAAGUUGGGCCUUUGGGAAAGUGUUUAAGUGAGAGCAGUCUCAGGGUCUCUGAUGGGAAGGGAUAUGUGCUAUACAUCCUGCCUGUGAAAGCCCAGACCAUGUUUGAGAAUAGUUCUGGGAAAAGCCAUGGAGCUAGAGGAUCCUGAAAACAGUGAAAUUGUGAUUUGGGAAUUGUUAGGACAUUGUAUUUUAAAUUAUAUUAUAAAUGUGAGACUUGCUUUUUUAUCUGUAUAGCUGAAGGGGAACCGCUGCAUCCUCAUUUUUUUGUAGCCUAUAUGUCUUCAGAAAUUGGAGCUUGUGAAUUAACAGUACUGGUGCCAUGAGAGUGAGCAAGCCUAGCCCACAUACACUGUUACGUGUAGAUUGUCAAUUCUUGGUGACUUUAGAUGCUAGGCAGAAGUUCUUCAGGCUUCUAAGAAUCCUUUAAAAAAUGGACCAGGUGUCUGUUCUUAUGGGUGCUUGAUUCUCCCAGAUUUUAGGAGUGAACAUUUUUGUUGAGGAAAGAAAUCUUUUAAGAGACUAGAAGAAUUCUAAUAAACCAAGUUGUCUAACUGAAAAUGCCACCCAGCUACAGAUCAUUUGAUGUGAUAUUCUUUGGUCUUCAUGGCAUUUUUAUUUUUAUUUUUUGCUGUGGAAAAAGGAUACAGUUUGAAUUUGUCAUGUUUUUAAUGGAGCUCUCUUCAUACCAAAUAUUCCUUAUGGACAAAUUGAAAUGUUUUUAUUGGAAGUCAUAGGGAGACAGGAGUUGUACAUGUGCUGCUGCUUGCCAGGAGCAGAUUGGGGAGAAUACUGAAGCAGUUGGAAUUGAUGGUGCACUGGCCUAAUAUAGGAAGGAAUUUAUUUGUACAGUAGACUUAACGGAAGGUGCAUUAGUAUCCAGCAUCUUGUCAUAUUUGAACUGUCUAGAGUGCCUGCCAUUGCUGUGUAAAAUGAGCUCUCUGCCAAUCUAUAAACUAGUAUUUUUUACAUGGAAUGUCACUUCACUUUUAUAGAUGACAUGUUCCUCUUUCUCCUUGAUACAGUGUGUUGUGCUAAUUGAUAGAUGUGUGGUGUCUGCUUUCCUUCCCAACCUUCCAAGAAGGUUAUUUAGUUUGCUUCUGUAUCUUUGUGGAAUUGAUCACUGAUUUAAUUAUGAAAAUGUCUUUUCCAGCUUUUGAUUUUUCUCAUCAAAUGUUGCAUAUUUUCUAAUCACAUGUACUCCUUUACCACAGGGACAUACAUAUCCGCUUGGCUUCAUUAGCAAUUCCCUAUGGCAAUCUACUUAGUUCCUUAGAACUUUGUCAGGAGUGAACUAGAAAUAAGUGCUUACUAGAGCCUAAGAGCUGCUUUACGCUAUGUAGUCUGGCCUAUGCACUACUAGAUCAUUGCUGGUAUAGAUCAGUUUAGAGACUUUUCUAUAUUAAUGCCUCCUGAUACUGUUUUAGGAUACCUACCAUGUCUGCUUUUAGAUCUGUGUAUAUGUCAUGAACCAGCUCAUGGGCUGUGCAUGAAGCUUUUGCAUUGUCUUUGGAUUAGCAGUGUGCCUGUCAAGUAGCAUGCAUAUUGUCCAGAUUCUCACAAACUUAGGUUUCAAAGGGUUGUGUGGUUUCUUCUCUCCCCUCACACUUUCAAAGGGUGAGCAAUGGGAUUUUUACAUCUAAAGUUAGUCCAGUAAACAUGGUUUCCCCCAACCCCCUUUUAACCUAAAUUAUCAAGGAUAAGUGGUGGUAAGCAGGCCUGGAGCCUCAAGUUCUGUAAAUCUCAUUCCUAAACUUUGAUUGAAUCUCAUGUUGGCAAAAACUAAUACCUGUGGAUUGUCCUUAAGGCUGUUAAUACCUGUGUUGCUCUUAGCUGAACUCUUAAUGAAGCAUUUAUCUAAAGCUAAAUUGGUCUUCUGAAGUAUCAGUUAUGCUUUUUGGGUUUAGAAAACACUUAGGAAUUAGUUUAGUCUUUUCACUCAUGAAUCAAUGUGUUUCCAUAUCUGAGACCCUCAGCUUGCUUCUUUUUCUUUUUUAAAAAUGAUUUUAGUGUUUUGAUUUAAUGCAUUCUUUUUUAUACUUCUGUAUUACUGGCUUCACCUGUGAAAAUAGAAAUAAAAUUUCCAGUUAGAAACAGCAUUGGAUUAGGAUACAGAAAUAAAAUCAUGGUAACUUUAGUGCUGAAUUUCCUUAAGCCUCUGCUAUCUAAUUCCCAUAUUGGAAAUGGCAUACCCCUCAUACCUUGCUUCUUGGACAAAGGCAACUAGAGGGGGAUCUUAUCCCAGUAUGGUUGGAUUUUAAACAUCUGUGUUCCCCACAGAAACGUGGGAACUGUGGGAACUUGGGAAAUUAUUACUUUUUUAAAAGGAUUAUUCUUUUGUUGAUGAAUUAUUUUGAUACUAAUGCUAGGAAAAGGGAGAUUCUAGAUCAUCUUGAAGUUAGAAUACAAAUACUAUUCUCUAGGGUUUGGGAGAAUUUAAGCAGUCUAUGCAACCCUUCACAUGUUGAGAAAUAAGCCUUCUGCAGUUCCAUUUAAACUUUCAGUGAUUUUGAUACCUCCCCAAAUUUCUCAUGUUGCUGCUUGUUAACACAGCUUUUAACUGAGUAUUUGCUCCUGAUGGUUUAAGAAAUGUUAUGUGGUAUCACCCUGUCAAGUUUUAUUUUAUCUUUUUAUACUUCUGGAUGUGAGUUUUAAACAAGCAUGGUACUGUAAUCCUGCCUGAUAGAAUGGUCUAGGAUGAUAAUUAUUUUUUAAUGGGAGACCUUUCCAUUUUAAUGUUUCUAAAGUAUUUAAUAUAAACUUGGCAUUGGAAAAGGGAGGGAAAGAAAAAGAAUGUUUACUAAAAAGUAGUAUCUACUCUCCCCCUUUAUGAGUGUGUGUAUUCAUGGUUGAAUGAAAAGAAGAAAAAGAUCUUGAGUUUUUUGUCAUGUUAAGUGUGGAGAGGGAUGCUUGACAGCAUGCUAAUUGAAGCCAGAGCAAAUAUGUAUUCAUCAGGUUAUCAGGAAGUCUUCAUUUGAAAGCUGAGGACCUAACUGAUUAGUGGUUAAUCACUUUGAAAUUGAUUACAAGAUGGAGAUGCUGGCUGGGUUAAGCACUCAAAGAAAAGAAUGCAGCAGCCUAAUUUAGUGUUAACUUAGGUUUCUGGAUUUAAACUGACCUUUUUCCCACCUGAACUCCACACACCUAAAAUUGUCCGUUUUCUUACCAGACCAAAGAGCAAAGAAGGAAAAAGAAAAGUAAAAUACUUUACCAAUCUAUGUCACUCAGGUACAAUUUUGUGGUGAUAUUUUUGUCUGUUUUCUUUGUAUUGCUCUUAAGAAUCCUUUCUCAGCAUAUUAUUCUGCUGUUGCCUCUUUCCUCCUUGGGGCAUCUCACUUCUGGAUGCUACCCCUGGUAUCUCUACUGUUGUUAUGUGAAUGAUAGGAUGUAAGUGACCAUUACAGUAAGGGCUCUUUGUAAAAAAAUUUAAAAAUUGUUUUUUAAAUUUAAAAAAAGGAUGUUGUAUACAUUUUAUAGUCUGGCUAUCAGUUUGAUAUAUUGCUGUCAAGUAUGUUUCUCAAUCUGUAUUUAUCCAUCCCAUCAAUAAAUGUUAAUUAUAAAACA